Molecule: messenger RNA, 2990 nt
Organism: Gaeumannomyces tritici R3-111a-1
Lineage: Eukaryota; Fungi; Ascomycota; Sordariomycetes; Magnaporthales; Magnaporthaceae
Exons: 5
Coding region: 332-2698 (788 amino acids)
Biological process (GO): hydrogen peroxide catabolic process; cellular response to hydrogen peroxide
Cellular component (GO): cytosol
Molecular function (GO): heme binding; catalase activity
Source: RefSeq, a predicted model, not a curated record
UUGUCAUCAACAUUGGAAGCUCCCCAGUUGAUCAACAGACACCGCCAAGGCCCAGGCCCCAGUCCACCGCUCGCUCGUAAUCUUGAAGCCUUAUGCAUGGGCGAGGCGGGGCCAGGUCACGUUUGGCUCUCAAAAUAGAAUGUCCGCACUUGAAUGUCUGUCCCUGAUCGGCCAGCUAUAAGAGAGAGCGCGCCAGGCUGUGUCUGUUGGGAUGGGGAUUCUCUGUUCCUCAAGCGCUCGCCUGCCAUCCCCUGCUUGGUCAGUUUUGUGCAGCAAAUUACAGUCCUUUUCGGUCCUUUCACUUGCCCAGCAAAGGCUCACGUCCUAGAGAAUGCGCUCCCCCAGCUUCGCCACCAUGCUGGCCGGCUGUCUGUUGACAGCCGCGCCCCUCGCCCAGGCCAGCCCCUCGUGCCCCUUCUCGCAGCAGCAAGCGCGCGAGGUUCCCAAGAGCGGCAGCCCUGCCGCCGCAACGCCCUUUGGCCGCUGCCCACAGAACAGCAACAUGGCCGGCGGCGGCACCCGCAGCACCGACUGGUGGCCGUGCCAGCUGAGGCUCGACGUCCUGCGCCAGUUCGCGCCCCAGACGAACCCCCUGGGUGACGACUUUGACUACACAGAAGCCUUCAAGUCCCUCGAUUACAAUGCGCUCAAGAAGGACCUUACGGAGCUCAUGACCAAGUCCCAGGAAUGGUGGCCCGCCGACUUUGGCCACUAUGGCGGUCUGUUUAUUCGGAUGGCUUGGCAUAGCGCUGGCACAUAUCGCGCUAUGGAUGGUCGUGGCGGUGGCGGAAUGGGUCAACAACGGUUUGCUCCGCUGAACAGCUGGCCCGACAACGAAAACCUCGACAAGGCUCGCAUGUUGAUUUGGCCCAUAAAGCAAAAGUAUGGCAACGCCAUCUCGUGGUCCGAUCUCAUGCUCCUCGCCGGCAACGUCGCGCUCGAGUCCAUGGGCUUCAAGACCCUGGGCUUCGGCGCCGGCCGGGCCGACACCUUCCAGUCGGACGAGGGCAUCUACUGGGGCGCCGAGACCACCUUCGUGCCCAAGGGUAACGACGUGCGCUACAACGGCAGCGUCGACGCCCGCGGGCGCGCCGCGAACCUCGAGAAGCCCCUGGCCGCCACCCACAUGGGCCUCAUCUACGUGAACCCCGAGGGCCCCGACGGGAACUCCAAGCCCGAGGACUCGGCCCUCGACAUCCGCACCGCCUUUGCGCGCAUGGGCAUGAACGACGAGGAGACCGUGGCCCUCAUCGCCGGCGGCCACGCCUUCGGCAAGGCCCACGGCGCCGUGCCGGGGGGGGACAACAUUGGCCCCGAGCCCGAGGCCAACGACAUGGGCAUGGGCCUCGGCUGGAUCAACAAGGUCAACAAAGGAAACGGCCCCGAUACGAGGACUAGCGGCCUCGAGGUCGUGUGGACCAAGACUCCUACCAAGUGGAGCAAUGGUUUCCUCGAGAGCCUGUACGGCAACCAGUGGCAGCUCGUCACCGGCCCCGGCGGCGCCAAGCACUGGGAGGCUGUCAACGGCACCGUCGACUACCCCGACCCGUUCGACAAGACCAAGUUCCGCAAGGCCACCAUGCUUACUAGCGACCUGGCCCUGAUCCGGGACCCGGCCUACGCCAAAAUCACCAAGCGCUGGCUCGACAACCCCCAGGAGCUGAACGUUGCCUUCGCCAAGGCCUGGUUCAAGCUCCUCCACCGCGACAUGGGCCCCCGCUCCCGCUACCUCGGCCCCGAGGUGCCCAAGGAGGAAUUUCUCUGGCAGGAUCCCGUCCCUGCCGUCAACCCCUACGGCAUUAGCGACGCCGACGUCGUCUCGCUCAAGCAGCUGGUCCUGGCCGCGCCCGGCCUGACCGUGUCGAACCUCGUCUCGACCGCCUGGGCCUCCGCCUCGACCUUCCGCCACUCGGACAAGCGCGGCGGCGCCAACGGCGCCCGCAUCGCGCUGCAGCCCCAGCGCACCUGGGCCGUCAACAACCCCAAGGAGCUCGACACCGUCCUCAAUGCCCUCAAGGCCGUCCAGACCGACUUCAACAGCAAGGGUGGCAAGCAGGUCUCCCUCGCUGAUCUUAUCGUCCUUGGCGGUUCGGCUGCUGUCGAGAGGGCCGCGCACGAGGCCGGCCUGCCCAACAUUUCCGUCCCCUUCUCCGCCGGCCGCACCGACGCGACCCAGCAGCAGACCGACGUCGAGUCCUUCCGCUUGAUGGAGCCCGUCGCCGACGGCUUCCGCAACUUCGGCCGCGGCAACUCGCGCUCCCUCACCGAGGAGAUCCUCGUCGACCGCGCCUCGCAGCUAGCCCUGACCCCGCCGCAGCUGACGGCCCUCGUCGGCGGCCUGCGCGUCCUGGGCACCAACUCUGACGGCUCCAAGACGGGCGUCCUGACGGCGCAGCCCGGCAAGCUGACCAACGACUACUUCGUCAACCUGUUGGACAUCAACACCGUCUGGAAGCCCGCUAGCGCCGGCGACAAGGAGGUCUGGAAGGGCACCGACCGCGCUAGCGGCGCCGAGAAGUUCACCGCCACCCGCGCCGACCUCGUCUUCGGCUCGCACGCCGAGCUGAGGGCCAUCACCGAGGUCUAUGCCCAGAAGGACUCGGGCGAGCGCUUCGUCCGCGACUUCGUCAAGGCCUGGGUCAAGGUCAUGAACGCGGACCGCUUCGACCUCGGAUCCAAAUUUGCGAGCAAGAAGUAAUGAAUGGGUCUAAAAGACCACUGGUGAUUCUUCUUUUCUUUUCUUCCCGGGUCGUACCCGGCUAUUACCAUUUUAACUAGGCGGAUUUUAGACAGACGGUUUGGCAGUACCUUUAUCUCUUUUGUACUUAUUUACAUGAAUGAUUACUACGGACAUGCAAUCCAAGUUUAUUACAUCAACAAUCUUUGAGAAAUGCUUCCAUUUUGUCUUACCAUAAUGCCCAAUUGAUUACGUAGAGGUGGUGUGGCCAUAGACAAACACUGCAGUGUGCAACAACUGCUUCUGUACCUGU